Messenger RNA from Mandrillus leucophaeus (drill), 1925 nucleotides. RefSeq names its product peptidylprolyl isomerase F (gene PPIF). Gene Ontology annotation, biological process: regulation of mitochondrial membrane permeability involved in programmed necrotic cell death; protein peptidyl-prolyl isomerization; cellular response to hydrogen peroxide. The coding region runs from base 114 to 431 and encodes 105 amino acids. Gene Ontology annotation, molecular function: peptidyl-prolyl cis-trans isomerase activity. Gene Ontology annotation, cellular component: mitochondrion. The record is from RefSeq and is a predicted model, not a curated record. Lineage: Eukaryota; Metazoa; Chordata; Mammalia; Primates; Cercopithecidae. The transcript has 5 exons.
AGCUGAAGGCAGAUGUCGUCCCAAAGACAGCUGAGAACUUCAGAGCCCUGUGCACUGGUGAGAAGGGCUUUGGCUACAAAGGCUCCACCUUCCACAGGGUGAUCCCUUCCUUCAUGUGCCAGGCGGGCGACUUCACCAACCACAAUGGCACAGGCGGGAAAUCCAUCUACGGAAGCCGCUUUCCUGACGAGAACUUCACACUGAAGCACGUGGGGCCGGGUGUCCUGUCCAUGGCUAAUGCUGGUCCUAACACCAAUGGCUCCCAGUUCUUCAUCUGCACCAUAAAGACAGACUGGUUGGAUGGCAAGCAUGUUGUGUUUGGUCACGUCAAAGAGGGCAUGGACGUCGUGAAGAAAAUAGAAUCUUUCGGCUCUAAGAGUGGGAAGACAUCCAAGAAGAUUGUCAUCACAGACUGUGGCCAGUUGAGCUAAUCUGUGGCCAGGGUGCUGGGAUGGUGGCAGCUGCAAAUGUCUAUGCACCCAGAUGGCUGCCUUGGCUCUCAGCCAAGGUGCCCAAAAUGAUAUCUGUGCCCACUCCACCAUCAUGGUGUGCCUGAGGAAGGCUGCUCAGGGAUGUCGGACCUCGGCCAGGACCCACCACACUGCUUCCUAAUACCCACCCUUCCUCACGACCUCAUUUCUAGGCAUCUUUGUGGACAUGAUGUCACCCACCCCUCGUCAAGCAUUGCCUGUGAUUGCCCAACCCAGAUUCAUCUGUGCCUUGGACAUGGUGGUGGUGAUGGGUUAGCAUCCAAGUGAAGGUCUUUUCCUUGACCAAGGGGGACAGUCAGUUUUGCAAAAGGACUCUAAUACCUGUUUAAUGUUGUCUUCCUAAUUGGGAUAAUUUAGUUAGCAAGAUUGACUAGAAGUGAAGCUGCAACACUAACUUCCCCAUGCUGUGGUGUGACCUGAGUUGGUGACACAGACCACAGACCCCAGAGCUUGGCUUUUGAAACACAACUCAGGGCUUUUGUGAAGGUUCCCUCAGCUGAGAUCUUUCCUCCUGGUUACUGUGAAGCCCGCUGGUUUGCUGCUGUCAUUUCUGAGGAGGGCCUAUGGGGGUAGGAGCAGUUGAACCUGGGAACAAACCUCACUUGAGCUGUGCCUAGACAAUGUGAAUUCCUGUGUUGCUAACAGAAGUGGCCUGUAAGCUCCUGUGCUCUGGAGGGAAGCAUUUCCUGAUAGGCUUUGAUUUUUCUGUGUGUUAAAGAAAUUCAAUCUACUGAUGAUGUAUUAUACAUAAAACAUUUCUGGAACAUGUAUUUGUGUUCACCUUAAAUGUGAAAAUAAAUCCUAUUUUCUAUGAAAGACUGGUACCUGGUUUCUGGAAGAGGGAUCUGUAACUUGGAGCUGAUCUUUACUGAGCUUGCCGUGGCGGGUGCCAUGCUCAGGACGUUCAUGUGGACGGUUUCAUGUCGUCAUGCUGGCAACUUGUCCUCCCUGCCUUAGAAAUGAGGCUCAGACAAGCGACCUUAGCACCCACAGCCUGUGCCAUGAGCACUGGCUUCACCCUGAAUCCCAGCUCCUCCCCUUAGUGACCCCGAGUCUCAGUUUCCCUCAGCUGCAUAAGGAGGCAAUAUAGUUUGAAUAUUUGUCCCCAGCCAAAUCUCAUGUUGAACUGUAAUCCCCGGUGCUGAAGGUGGGACAUAGUGCGAGGUGUUUGGAUCAUGGGGACGGGUCUCUCAUGGCUUGGUGCUGUUUCCUUGAUAGUGAGUUAUUGCAAGAUCUGGUCAUUUAAAGUGUGUGGCACCUCCCCCUGGCCCCCUCUUGCUCCUGCUUUCCCUAUGUGACAUGCCUAAUCCCCCUUCACCUUGUGCCAUGGUCAUAAGCUUCCUGAGGCCUCCCUGGAAGCCAAGCAGGUGCCAGCACCAUGCUUCCUGUACAUCCUGCAGAACCAUAAGCCAAUUAAACCUCUUCAAUAAUAAA